Zophobas morio is the source of this 1252-nucleotide messenger RNA. Its product is annotated as serine protease easter-like. The record is from RefSeq and is a predicted model, not a curated record. Gene Ontology annotation, molecular function: serine-type endopeptidase activity. Gene Ontology annotation, biological process: proteolysis. Bases 55 to 1182 code for a protein of 375 amino acids. The transcript is spliced from 6 exons. Lineage: Eukaryota; Metazoa; Arthropoda; Insecta; Coleoptera; Tenebrionidae.
CCAGUGAUAAUUCCAUCGCUUGAUGACAAUACAAUUUUCUCAGAAAAUUGAAGAAUGUUCGUAAAAGCUUUCACAGUGGGGCUGCUGCUGGUCCACUUUAUUAGUUCUGGAUCCACUUCCUCACUCCCCACAAUUUCUUCCAAAAUCAAACGCCAGAGCAUCGAUGACUAUCCUCCUUGCAUGAUGCCCGACGGUCAACACGGCCGCUGUAAACCCAUCCAAACCUGCCAGUCCAUCAACGCCCACGUUGGCGACCAGAACCCACUCAAAGCCCGGUUUGUGUGGCAUUCCGAAUGUGGAUUCCAGGGUGAAGAACCCAAAGUCUGCUGCCCGCUCAGCACUAGGGACACGAGUCUAGACGAAAAUUCCCAGUUUGUCAAAACCGAUCUACUUGCCAGUCGAGAAGAAUGCGGAAUUUCCAGCUACUCCAAAAUAUUUCGCGGCAACGUCACCGAACUAGGCGAAUUCCCAUGGAUGGCUGCACUGGAGUACGAGAUGCAUAGUAAGAGAUCGGGGAACACUUUUAUAGAUGUUAGAUGUGGGGGCACUUUGAUUAGCAAGAGAUACGUUGUAACGGCAGCGCACUGUGUGGAGCCGCGAUUGAGGAGCGUGCGACUGGGUGAACACAACCUCAGGACUAACCCAGAUUGCGAUAAGGAUGGAGAUUGUGCUCCGAAGUAUCUCAGUGUAGACGUCGUAGAACGUGUGGUUUUCAAAACGUACAAGAAAAACCAGUACCACGACAUAGCUUUGCUACGUUUGAAAGAGGAAGUCGAGUUUUCUGAUUUUAUUAAACCGGUGUGUCUACCAACAACCGUAAAAGAUGUAUAUAGGUCGUACCGUGGAGAAAAUAACGUCAUAGUGGCAGGUUGGGGUCUCACGGAAACAGGGAAAUAUAGUAAAGUUCUACUUAAAGCUAACGUUCCAAUCGUCAGCUCGACAAAAUAUUUUGACUACGAUGAAGGUUUGAUACUUGCUGGAGGACAGGAAGGAACGGGUGCGUGUUUUGCGGAUAGUGGUGGACCUUUGAUGAUCGAAGGACGAGUGAUGGGUGACACGCGUUGGUUUGCUAUUGGUGUCGUGUCUAAUGGACCAGAUCCAUGUGCCCAGGCGGACCAACCAACUACUUUUGCUCGCAUUUCAAAGUAUAUGACGUGGAUUGAAGACACCAUCAGACCUUAAACGAAAAAAAACCAAAAUAUUUCACCUGUAACCCUGUCUAAAUCAUUUGAAAAUAAAAUUACAACAAAAA